GAAAUGGAACUAAGCUGCAAUUUGAAGAUCGCCAGAUUCGCAGGCUUUGGUUUGUUGCUGACGCUUAUGAAAAGUCGAUUUAUGUGAAAAUGGAAAUAUAAGGCCCAAGACAAGAAUAUGAGCUUGACUUUGGUGAAAUCACAUUUGUGUUAUUGCGAAGGCCCUGUAAGCUUUGUUCUUGAACCGAUUAGUCAUUAUUGAUAAGAAUAUUUAUAAGAUUAAGUGGCCCAUCUCGGCCAAGUUUUGGGGUCGUCAGUUUCAUCGCCCUCGUUCACACGAUAAAAUGGCAUCAGAUUCGGACGGUUCGGAUUCAUACAAUGGGUUCAACCAAGCCGAGAGACGAAAGGGCCUUCGAAUUUCUUUUGGAAAAUCUCCAACUAUCACAAAACCUUCAACGAAACCAGGAAUAUUGGCAAGCAUGGGGUUUCCCACACACAUUGAAAGACUGAAAUCACACAGCUUAGAAUCUUCAGGAAAAUUGAAAAUUUCUCCAGAAUUGACGUUUGACUUCACUGCGGACGACCUGGUGGAUGAAGGUGAGAUCGGGCGUGGUGCCUACGGUACCGUGAACAAGAUGGUGCAUAAAAAGAGUGGCGUCAUGAUGGCAGUAAAGCGGAUUCGUUCGACCGUAGACGAGAAGGAGCAGAAGCAGCUGCUGAUGGACCUGGAGGUGGUGAUGCGAAGCAACGAUUGCCCUUACAUCGUGCAGUUCUUCGGAGCUCUCUUCAAGGAGGGUGAUUGUUGGAUCUGUAUGGAAUUGAUGGAUCUCUCACUCGAUAAAUUCUACAAGUUUGUAUUCGAUCAAAACCAGACGAUACCAGAAGAUAUUUUAGGAAGGAUAACAGACGCUACUGUAAAAGCGUUGAAUUACUUGAAGGAAAAACUGCAGAUUAUACACAGAGAUGUAAAACCCUCAAAUAUAUUACUGGAUAUGAGAGGGAGCAUAAAACUCUGUGAUUUCGGCAUCAGUGGUCAACUAGUCGACUCGAUUGCAAAGACCCGUGAUGCUGGCUGUCGCCCGUACAUGGCUCCGGAGAGGAUAGACCCGCUGCGGUGCCGGAGGUAUGACGUCAGGUCAGAUGUAUGGAGCCUGGGAAUCACUCUGUACGAGGUCGCCAAGGGAAACUUCCCAUAUCCCAAGUGGAACAGCGUGUUCGACCAGCUGACGCAGGUGGUGCAGGGCGACGCGCCGCAGCUGGCUUACGACGAUCCGGAGUUUUCGCCCGAGUUCAUCGACUUUGUCAACACGUGCCUGAACAAGGACGAGUCGAUGAGGCCCAAGUACAACGUGCUGAUGAAGCAUCCGUUCGUCGUUCGCAACGAGAACAUCCACGUCGACGUCAGCGGCUACGUGCAGCACACCAUCAACAUGAUCAACGAAUCGCAUCCAUCUCCCGGCAACGCCAGCCAGUCCGAUUACUCUUUCUCCUUCUCCGACUAACGCGCGUGCGUCGCGCGGUUAGGCCAUCCAGUCCGACUACUUGCUCUCCUGCUCCGACUAACGCAACCACGCCAGCCGGUACGACUACUCUCUCUCUCCUGCUCCGACUGGUGGCGGCGUCCGGCGGUAAUCCCCAGUGUGAAUGUGGAAACAUGGACACACUGGCAGGUGUGCUGGGAUGUCAUUGCUGCGAUCUGCUCCGGUUUUCGCGUAUUCGGGUAGUUGGGUGGAAGAGAAGUUACAGCGGAGGCUAGCGUCAUGACUAAAAUGUUUCCGAUGCCCACCUGGGUUUCGUGGAAAACGUAGUAGUUUUGCGAGGAAGUGCGGGAGGGAAGUGUAAAGGGGUGGGUGGGUGUCUAGAAGGUUGCUCACACCAGUUGCUGUUCUGCUCUAGCGGUCAGCAUCUGGGCUGUAGUUGAAUGCUUCCACGCACUGCGAGAAUAGCUGCAUCUUAUAUCCACACGCCUCUAGUUUAAGCCAUGUAGCAAGUAUGAUUUUAACGUCAACGAUGGUGUAAGUGAAAUGUUACGACACACAGUGAACGGCAGCUUGAAGGUGCAUCGCAUUUAGUUGUGUAUAUUGUGUAUUGUUGGCACUGGGAUAGGAAACACAUUGGUGUUGCUCCUGUAACGAUGGACAGUUACCGCCACGUUCAAGCAGUCGCUGAGAAUAGCUUUCUCGCUAUUAUGAUUAGAUUGGCCGUGUUCACAUAUUUUAGAAGUUAUUAAGAUUUUAGAUGAUCUGUUUAGAACGUAUAACUUUAUUUUUAGCUCAUAUUGUAUAUUAAUUUAAACUCGAGUAAAAUAAGUUGGAACAAAACAACCAAAUUUACCGUUGACGUAUAAAGUAAAUGUCCACAAUCACUGAUCCACAGGACAAUAUUUGUCACAUGUGCAAUUGCUAGUUGACAGCUGUACCAAUUGAAUCUUGUUGGUGAAACAGUCAUUGGUUGUGUAAUGUUUCACUCUUCCAAAAAUGGCGCAGAUUGAUCAAAUACAAAAUAUUGUGCCAACGUGUAUAAAUGACAGAAAUGUAUAUAUAUAACACUAAUUCUGUCAUGUAGACAGAUAUGUCAGAGAGAUUCAAGUAAAGAUCUCACACUUAGACAAAUCGUGUUGUUUCUGCACAAUAUGCAUAUAAUCUGUAACCUACCUUGUGCAAACCCACGCGUUAGUUAUUUGGCACAUGAUCAGACCAAAAAUGUAUCGGUUGCAGAGAUACACGUCGGCAAGUGUAACCGAUUUUGUGUGCAUGAGAUUCAGUAUUGCGCUGCAUGAUUAGGUACCGUCUCGACGAUAAUUGUAACUGUUCUUAUUCCGGAAAGUCUGCGCGAGUAUCUACUGUACGGUCAAUGCAAAUCAGUCUGUAGUGGGGUGAUCGAUAAUUGUACUACGCCUGUUGUAAAAUGAAGUGAGUUUUCUGCUCGCCGUUACCACUAGGUGUCGCUAGUAGUUGUACGCGUAGAGCGCAAGCGCUUUAUGCCUAAAAAAUCCAAUCUGUCUAUACAUGUAAUACAGUAUUCUGAAGAACGCCGGAAAUAUCCUUUCGCUACAAGUACUUCCGAUCGUAACCAACCUGAGUCUGUAAACUUUAACGGUUCAAGAGUAGUCUCAAUCCAAUCCUCUGUAAUAAUAGUACUUUCAGACUACACUCGGCUGGCCAUAUAGCGGGUGGAAUGAAUCUAUGGUUCCAGGGCCCGUCUGGGUCGAUAGGACAGGACCUGAAUCACGAGCACGUGUGUCUGUUGCCGUGUACGCUUGAUCACUCACAUGCACAUCGAAUUCUCUUUCGUCGGCGGAUCCAUUCCGCGAGACAGUCGGAGAGCGAAAAACUCAAGAAAAACAAAAAUGAUCGAAUUUUGACGAUCGCAAAUCACGAGGCAGGCUCUCCUGGUGCGUCGACGCACAAUAGUUUUUGUGUAAUAUAUCCGCGUGUACAUAUAAUGCGGCGGCGAACGUCGGUGGGUCCGUACGCGCGUAGCAGGCGCCCACUCCUUCGUUUCUUCUCGUGUCAAGGUCGGCGGCAAAUGAGCAAAAAAGCUGCUGUCGUUGUACUGAGCGAAUACGUGAAGAUGCAUGUGUGAGGGAAGUGAUGGGCGGUUUGUGUCGCUGUCGGCUAAACAAUAUUUCAGCGGUGCUCAUGUUUGUAACACAUGCGUACCGGCGGGCGGACUGAGCCAUAUCAGAGGGGCAGAUAUUUGAGUGUCUGUGCCACAGUCGAGUGGCGGGACGUGUGCAAAUUUGCCCAUUACUCUUUUAAACACUCCAGUGCAGUUUUGUGCGUGCAGUUUUGCCCUGUAGUGCUUUUAAAAAUUAAUCGGCUAUAUAUAUAUAUAUAUAUAUAUAUAUAUAUAUAUAGCUUUAUAGUGGAUGUAAAUACGUAGUGGUCGGUUUUGUGCUGUAUUUUAACAGUGAGCUUUGUACUUAUCGAAAAUCGCAUGAUGUUGAGCGUAUUCUGAGAGGUUGACCGUACGUCAGUCUAGCGUUUCUCUCCGGAAUUUCUGUCACGCACAAUUAACGCACACACACACACACACUAUAAUAUCCCGUAUAAUAUGCUAGGUGAGCAUUGCUAAACGCCACGCUAUGAUAGACUGAAAGUGUAUAGUAGCGGCCUCGUGAACAUGCGGUGAUAUCUUUCGCCGAGUCUAUUAUUCACGAACCUUGUAUAUCGAUUUGGUGUGUGUGUGUGUGUGCGUGAAUUCGUGCGUGCGUACGUGCGUGAUUGUAUGUUGAACGGCCACGACAGUGGAAUGGCUUCGCAGACCUUGCUUUAUACCUGGCACGUUAGCCGUUCUGUGUGAAACACUCGUGUGUAGAGUCGGAGCACGUUUAUUUCUGAAAAUAGCGUCCUAUUGCGUUAGCGGUGAUCAGAUUUGUAAACCUUUGCUUGAUGAUGCCAUGUAUGAGAUCGUAGUCACGAGUAACAAUUACUCUACGAUGGGGUAUGACACCAGGUUAGGGCAACCGUAGGCCUACAUAAUAUCAACGACCAGCUAAAACUUUUCAUCUUAAACUGAUAGACAUAGAAAACACAUGUUCACUAUGCAGUCGUUUCACGAAAAUCUUACUAUAUAUGUAAAUAUGAUGUCAUGAUUAAAAAUAAUAUUAUGAACAUAUGUAUAGCCAUACAUACAUCGUUCAUGGUAACAUCAAAAAUAAUCUGGAUUUUUAACGCACAGCGACAUCGGUAUAAUUUCGAGUCAUUGGUUGUUUAUUUACGUUGUACGUUGCUAUUGAGGUUUAAUUUGCCUGUAUCUAUAUGUCAAUCUACUUGCACAUAUCAUAGACAAUACCAGAAGAGAUGGGGGAGAAUCCGUCUCUGAAUGAUGCGCACGUGCUUUCUCGCUAUCUAUGUACGGUUACAUGCUUGUUAGCACGCUCCCCAUACGUAAUGUAUAAUAAUACGUAAUACGUACAGUCUUGCCGACGAGUAGACACUGCACCGAGACGUUAUAAUAUUCCAUACAUAUCCCCUCUUUCCUGUUUGCGUGGCUUCUAUCAUCCCUCCAUCAACCGCGUGUGUGUUGAUGUGCUCAUUCCCCGUUCACACACGACCCCGUUGGUAUCCUUGCAAUCGGUGAUAACAGGUGACGCUCGUUUAGAGUACUUUGUAUUUCUAACUUGUUGUCAUCUAUCAGUAUGCACUUAUCUAGAUAUAUUUAUGAUCUAGUUGACUUAGUAAGUGAGUGAGCCGGCUUCAUACGUGUAGUAUGCGUACUUCAAACUGCAGUAUACGGAAUUAUCGAAGGCAUGCAUGCACUGGUUGCAUGAGAACAUGAAGUAAAUUCUGAUGUCGCGAGACAUGGUCUUAGGUGUAAAAAUGAGUGUGUAAUUGGUUUCCUAUAACGCAACCGUCAAAGAUUGUGAACUUAAUUUUAAAAAAACGGUUGUGUUGUCUGAUAAUGAGGUUUUUCCUGUAAAUUUUGUUUAUACACCUAAUGUAAUGAUUUUUAUAGAUGCUCUUCAUUAAAUUAAAAUUGACACAGGUA
Messenger RNA from Priapulus caudatus, 5432 nucleotides. Its product is annotated as dual specificity mitogen-activated protein kinase kinase 4-like. The coding region runs from base 284 to 1441 and encodes 385 amino acids. NCBI's taxonomy places the organism in Eukaryota, Metazoa, Priapulida, Priapulimorpha, Priapulimorphida, Priapulidae. The record is from RefSeq and is a predicted model, not a curated record. Gene Ontology annotation, biological process: MAPK cascade; protein phosphorylation. Gene Ontology annotation, molecular function: JUN kinase kinase activity; ATP binding. The transcript is spliced from 11 exons.